Capra hircus (goat) is the source of this 366-nucleotide messenger RNA. RefSeq names its product defensin beta 125 (gene DEFB125). Bases 1 to 366 code for a protein of 121 amino acids. The record is from RefSeq and is a predicted model, not a curated record. Gene Ontology annotation, biological process: innate immune response. Gene Ontology annotation, cellular component: extracellular region. NCBI's taxonomy places the organism in Eukaryota, Metazoa, Chordata, Mammalia, Artiodactyla, Bovidae. The transcript is spliced from 2 exons.
AUGAAUCUCCUGAUGCUGACCUUCAUGCUCUGUGGGUUACUAACCCUGGUGACCAAAGCUGGCUGGUUUGUUCAAAGAUGCUGGAAGAAUGAUAUAGGAUACUGCAGAAAACGAUGCUUCCUUAUCGAAAGGUACAAACUCCUUUGUAUGAACAAGCUAUCGUGCUGCAUUCCACUAAGCAGUGAUGAUCCAUACACUCAAUGGCCAAUCCAGCCCCCAUCACUGGAAGAUGUAACUGCUGAAUUUGUUACACAGGAUGAUAUUCCCUUUACCCCUGGAUCUGGGAUGGAUGAUUCAGUUACAAUUGAAAUGACUCAAGAAAGCACAGCAAUUAGGCCCAGAUCUUCCCAGAGACAUUCUUCUUAG